AUGCUAAACAAAGAGCAAGCAGAGGCCCAUGGGGCGUACGACUCUGAGCAAGCAAGCCCUCGUGGGGUGGCAUUCGAGGAGGAAGGGGAGAUUUUCAAAAAGACCGAUUCUGGGGUCAACUUCCGCCAAGUGGGUUGGUUCAAUGCGGCCGUGAUCUUCAUCAAAAUCCUUUUUGCGACAGGGGUGCUCUCGCUGCCAUCGGCGCUGUAUUCGCUGGGUGCCGUAGGGGGAUCGAUCAGCAUCGUGGCCUGGGGAUGCUUCAACACGUACUGUUUUGUCAUCCUCGGCAACUUUCGCAUGAGACACCCUCACUGCCACUCGAUUGCCGACAUGGCCCAUGUUGCCGGGGGCAUUGUUGCCAAGGAGGCGACCGGGCUGCUGUUCAUCAUUGCCUAUGUACUGGUGACGGGCAGUGGCAUCGUUGGCGUGUCCACGGCGCUGAAUGCCCUCUCGCACCACGCAGCCUGCACCGUCUGGUGGUCAUUCCUGGCCGCAGUGGUGAUCAUCGCAACCGCCUCCAUCCGCAAACUCGAGCACGUCGGUUGGUUGACCUACGCGGGAUUCCUGUCCAUCUACGCCGCCGUGCUCAUUGUGGUGAUCGGGGUGACCACGCGAGACCGGCCUGCAGCUGCACCGCAGGAAGGGCCGUACGAGCUGGGCUUCGUCGCCAUCAAUAACCCAGGCUUUGCCGCCGGUAUGGUCGCCUCCUGUACCAUCUUUGUCUCCUCAGCGGGUACCAGUGCCUUCCUCCCGGUCAUAUCAGAGAUGCGGAACCCGAAAGACUACAAGAAGCCGCUGUAUAUCUGUAUGGCCCUGGUGACCGCAUCGUACCUCGCCUUUAGCUUGGUCGUCUAUCGCUGGUGUGGCAAGUGGGUAGCGAGCCCAUCGCUGGGGAGCGCUGGACAAACGAUCAAGAUGGUAUCUUACGGUGUUGCCUUGGUCGGACUGAUCGUGAGCGGCACCCUCUAUCUGCAUGUCGCCGCCAAGUACGUCUUCGUACGGAUCCUGGGGAAAUCGCGCCAUUUGCAGGCCAACACCGUCGUCCAUUGGGGCACCUGGUUUGCGAGCACGGUCAUCCUCGGCGCGCUGGCGUUCAUUCUGGCGGAGGCGAUCCCGAUCUUCAAUUACCUAAUUGCGCUGGUGGGAUCGGUGUGUUUCGCGCCUCUUGCCAUGAGCCUGCCCGGUUGGCUAUGGCUGUACGAUCAUGGCCACUACAUGAAGGGGACGUUGAUCCAGAGGGUCGUCUACCUGCUGCAUUGCGGCAUGGUGAUUCUGGGGCUCUUCUUUCUAGUUGGGGCGACGUACGGCGUUAUCGUUCAGAUCAUUGAUGCAUAUAGCUCUGGAGCGAUUGAUUCUGCCCUGAACCCUCAAUUGCACCGCUCCUGCGUUGCACAGAUCACUGUCUACAGCCUCGCUGGCCCCAGCAUGUCGGAAGAACCGGUGAUCCCGCCACCACCGGGGGCCGUGUCGAAUUUUGCACACCCCCAGGACGCCCUGCAUACGGUGAAUCUAGCAACCCAGGUGUUGUGCAUGAUCGUUGUGACAAUCAUCGUGCUCUUGCGCAUCUUUAUCAGUGCGCGCCUUCGAAAGAGCCUGGAAUUGGAGGACUAUAUGACAAUUGUAGGAUGGGUACUCUUUGUCGGGUUCUGCGCCAACAUGCUUGUGCUUAAUGCCUACGGGGGUGGAUAUCAUGCCUGGGAUGUACCAAAGAGCAAAUUCGUCGAUUUCCAAAAGGCCUCGUACGCCAUCACGCUCAUCUAUGUCCCCAUGGUGUUUGUCGUCAAGCUCGCCCUGCUCUCCGUGAUGCUCCGGAUCUUCGCCCCGGACCGGCACAAGGUCAUGAUCAUCUACGCCAGCAUGAUCGUGCUCCUGCUCUACUACAUCCCGGCCCUGUUCAUCAAGAUCUUCUUCUGCAAGCCGGUCUCUUCAUAUUGGUACGGCACUAGCAACGGAGGCACCUGUAUCGACCAACAGAAGGUCAUCAUCGCCGACUCGGCCAUCAGCAUUGCCAGCGACCUUUGGAUCCUCAUUCUUCCAGUGCCGAUGUUGUGGUCGCUGCAGAUGUCGACAACCAAGAAACUGCGGGUCAUCGGCAUUCUGGGGGCGGGUGGACUUGCCACUGGAUUUAGUAUCUGGCGCUUGGUGAUCAUGGUCAGGGAGGCGCGGACAGCGGACACAACAUGGUUUUGGAUUCACUGCGUGUUGACAGCCAAUGCGGAAGCGGGCAUUGGGCUGAUCUGUGCAUGUCUGCCCGUGUUGAGCUCGUAUGUCGUCUCGAUGAAGAACAAGAGCAGAAAUGCCACGAACGGCAGUUACCAGCGCAGCCACGAGCUCAGUAACUGGAAUAAGCUCUCGAGCUCAAGGAAGAGCUGCCAUCACAACUCCUUGCUCCUGACACAGACCGACCAGGCGCAGCUCAUCUCCACCGUCGAGGGCACUGAGCCGCACGAGGGGUCGACGGCAAGCCUUCAGGAGAGCUACCAUCCGCCGGACCGCCCCGUCAUCCAUAAGGAGAUCGUUGUGUCUCAGACCUACGAAGUGGUCAAAUAG
Aspergillus thermomutatus is the source of this 2550-nucleotide messenger RNA. RefSeq lists its product as uncharacterized. The record is from RefSeq and is a predicted model, not a curated record. NCBI's taxonomy places the organism in Eukaryota, Fungi, Ascomycota, Eurotiomycetes, Eurotiales, Aspergillaceae. The coding region runs from base 1 to 2550 and encodes 849 amino acids. The transcript is spliced from 9 exons.